AUCACGAACGGCGAGCGCAGCCUUGAAGUCCUGGCAAGGUGAUAUCGACGGUUGGCAACCGACUGCAGCUCUUCUGUCCUCCAUUUCGUCUUGCUGUUGCCAGAAAUAAGCCCGUAGAUUUCGCAGUAAUCGCUUGAGAGCGCCCUGUGCAAAAAGAGUCGCGGUUGCAGAUGGAAUAUACGAAUGCAGCCUGGCUGCAGACCCAAAUCGCGGACUUGCAGACGGUCCAUGACGAAAGGACGUCUGCGACGCCGGAUGACUGGAAGGAGCAGGCUGCCAGCGUGCAGGGUGGUAUCAACGACCUGCUCGGAGACAUCCAGGUAUCGAAUACUUCCACCGCAUCCACACACUCCCCGGGUCCUACUUUCUUUCUCCCUUAUCCCCUCCAGCUCCUCAGCACAACCUCUCCCUUCAACUCUGCCCCGUUCGGCGCCAGCCAAUGGCAAGCUUCCUCGUCGCAGCAGGUGCCCGUCUCGAGCUAUUCUUCUUUGAAUGGCGCAACAGCAGCCUCGUCGCAUCUGCAGUCGCAGGGACAUUCUGUUGGAGCUAUGGUCAUUGACCCCGCGCUGACGACCAUGAAUGGGUCCUCCGGCAGUCCUCCCCAGCAAUUCCAGCAGCCAUCCUUCAUGUCCUCACAACCUCAGUCUCGCAUGCAGUUCUCUUAUCAACAACAAGCGCAUUCCUCUCCAUUAUCCAUUAAUCCCUCAUACGUCCACGCGAAUGCCUCACAUUACCAGCAACCCCAACAGCAGCAUUCCAUUUCGCUUUCUCGCAAUCACUCGCAUUCCCCCUCGCAACAACAGCAACAACAACAGCAACAAGGAACCCUCUCGCCAUUUGUCCUACACUCCCCGACGAGCGGUUUCUACGCCGGUAUCCCUCCUUCGUCCUUUUACGGCCAAUCCCUGCAGCCUCAAGCAGGUCCCUCAUCCACACCACAACCUCCUCCGCAACCCUCCCAGCCCGCCCAACCUCCUCCCUCAUCUGCAUCACCCCCCGCGCCCAAUAAGCCCUCGCCUGAACAGCGAAGAGCCAAACUGGCACAGGACGUGAAGCCAUUUAUUCAGCCGACCUCAUUUACAGGAGCAGGCGCGGUCAAUCAGCUAGUCAACAUUCUUGACGAUUACGGCAUUCCAGAGGUUGAAGCUUCGUUACGUCUCGAGAUACUGACCAAGAUCAGGGACAACGCUGGCAACCAUUACUUCCGCGCUUGGGUCGACAACACAGUCGCCCUCGACAUCAUCCGCGAAUGGCUUAAGCUGGCGUUUCAGGGAAGGAACGAGCCCCAAUUGCUCGAGACGAUCAUGCCUAUACUGCACAUCAUUGAUCGCCUACCAUUGACCGUCGACAAGCUCAAGACAGCCAAGCUUGGGAAGUUGAUCAUGCGACUCGUCAAAGAGCCUCCCACUCCGGCGAUCAAGGACAUGGCAGCGAACCUGGAAAAGAAAUGGCGAAAAUUGCUCGCACAAGAGGUGUCCGACAAGAUGGACACGGAAAACCCAGAGGACAAGAACAAGAAACGGCGAGCAGAGGGCAUACCAGCGAAGGGUGCGCCCCCUGUGAAGAAGGCCGCCGUCCCUGGCGCGACUGCCUCGACGCCUAAGGCCAUCCCUGUCAAGAAGGAGGCGAAACCGGUAGUCAAGGACGCGAAGUCCGACUCGUCGUUCUUCUCCAAGCCAAAGGUAACCAAGAAGGAGCUGCCCAGUUUCAAGAAGAACGCGCCUGCAGCUCCUGCCCCUGUCAAGAAGGAGUCCGACCAGAACAUUGCACAACCGUCGUCAUUCAACCCCUUCGAAGAAGUGCUCAAGUCGUAUGGAUCGGCAGGGGCAUCCGCGACGCCGCCUCCUUCGGUACCGUCGCCCGCUCCGGGGCCUUCAACCACAGUCGCCUCUGUCACGGCUCCGUCGGGAUUGACCAGAAAGGGCAAACUCAAGAGAUCGGUUACUUGGGCUCCCGAUGGGCAGCUCGAGCAGAUCAGGCUUAUUGAGCGCGCGGUGUACGACGAUGACCCUGCCACUGGCUCGCAUCCGGCACAUAACAUUCGCGAUCUUGACCGUGACGAGGGCGCCGCGCUUCAUGCGGUACUAUUCGACGAACAGAUCGAAUGGGCGGAGCCACAACCACUUGAGCUCCCUCCGGAAAUCCAAAUUCCUCCACGAGGCAACGACAGCCAAGAGCGUGCUGCGCAAGAAGAACGAGAGCAGAACGCGCUGCUUGUACUGUACCCCUCGCCGACACAGAUUCCCGACAGCCCCGCGGAGCCGUUGACCCAGAUCGCGGAAGAUCAUGUUGACGAGGGGAUGGUCCUCAUGUUGACCGGUCCGGAAGUAGAUGCUGUGCUUUGGAAUGCCUCUCCCCCGCCUUCGACGCCAUCGGCCGUUGCGGACCUCGUAGCGCAGCUCGCGUCGGGUUCAGGCGGCGACGUCUUGAUGGGUGAUAGCGGACAGGCUGCUGCAGCCGUGUCGAACAUGUAUACAAACGGGGACGGGUUCGACGCAGAGAAGCUAAAGCAUCUCAUGGCACAGCUCCAGCAAUCCAAUCCGCUCGCUACGCUCUCUGCAGGCGGUCUUGCGCCGUCGCAGCCUCAGCAGGGCGACUCGGCGCAGGGCUGGAACCCUGGGAAUCAAUACUCAGAUUACGAUCGGGGCUACCACGAAAACGGCGCCGGACGCGGCGGCGGAGAUCCGAGCCGGCGAUGGAACGAUGACGGUCCUUGGGGAUCGGCGCCGGGAGGCCCGGGCCCUGCGGCCAGCGAGCGCGGCUUCCGGGGUCGCGGCCGGGGAGGGCCGCGAGGAAUGGGCCGGGGCCGGGGAGACGGACAUAGAAAUACGAAACGAAAACCAUGCAGUUUCUUUUUGGCAGGAAGAUGCCGAUAUGGGGAUCAGUGCGAUUUCAGCCACGAAGCGCUCCCGUAUUGACCGGUGCCAUACCUUGGACUAGUUGUCGACUUAUCGCCGGCGUCGCAUCCCCGAAUUUCUUUACAUCCAGAUCGCAAUCAUAUCAGCAAUACUUCCUCGCAUUCGCAAGCAACUCCUCACUACCUGCAUAGUUACCACGUGUAUCUCAUACUAAUAUGUCUUGUUCAUUCUAUACGCCGUAGACAUAUGCAUC
Messenger RNA from Dichomitus squalens LYAD-421 SS1, 3111 nucleotides. RefSeq lists its product as uncharacterized. Bases 171 to 2918 code for a protein of 915 amino acids. The transcript is spliced from 9 exons. Lineage: Eukaryota; Fungi; Basidiomycota; Agaricomycetes; Polyporales; Polyporaceae. Gene Ontology annotation, molecular function: metal ion binding. The record is from RefSeq and is a predicted model, not a curated record.